Molecule: messenger RNA, 1706 nt
Organism: Melozone crissalis (California towhee)
Lineage: Eukaryota; Metazoa; Chordata; Aves; Passeriformes; Passerellidae
Gene: CUNH5orf22
Product: chromosome unknown C5orf22 homolog
Exons: 9
Coding region: 1-1392 (463 amino acids)
Source: RefSeq, a predicted model, not a curated record
AUGAGCGGAGCGGAGCCGGGCCCGGGGCCCGGCGGUGCCGCCCUGCCCGGCGCGGCCUCUCGGCGGCAUUACCCGGCCCUGCCCGUGUGGGUGGUGGAGGACCACCAGGACGUGCUGCCUUUCAUUUAUCGUGCCAUUGGCUCAAAGCAUCUUCCUGCCAGUAACAUCAGUUUUGUUCAUCUUGAUUCCCAUCCAGACCUUCUUAUUCCUGUGAAUAUGCCUGCAGACACAGUAUUUGACAAAGAAGCUCUUUUUAGUGAAUUAAGUAUUGAAAACUGGAUUAUGCCUGCUGUUUAUGCUGGCCAUAUUUCUCAAGUAGUGUGGCUUCACCCACGCUGGGCUCAGCAGAUCUCAGAAGGGAAACACAGUUUUCUGGUUGGGAAAGAUGUAUCAACAACAACUAUCAGGGUUACAGGCACAGAUAAUUACUUCUUAAGUGAUGGUCUUUAUGUUCCUGCUGAUCAGCUGGAAAACCAGAAGCCUUUAAAUUUGCACGUCGUUCUCAUCAAUCCUACUGAAUCAUCAAACAGCAGUGAAGGAAGUGACGAAGUAGCCUCUGCUAAAAGACUGAAGCUAAAUACAGAUGACACAGCAAGUGCCACUUCUGCCUCUUCAGUGGCUCCUGCUGACUUUGAUCACAUCACCCAGAGUGUGAAAAAAAAGGAAAUGCAAAAUACAGGUGCCCUGAAUGGGGCAGAAACUUCGGCAGAAGACUCAUCUUCAAGCCAUCUUAAAAACAGUGAAUGCCCAAUAAGGGACAUUGCUAAAGAUGUCUGCCAAGUACUGCAGAAGGGGGAUGCAUAUGUUUUGGACAUUGACUUAGAUUUUUUUUCAGUUAAAAAUCCAUUUAAAGAAAUGUACACACAGACAGAAUAUGAGCUUUUGCAAGAGUUGUACAAUUUCAAGAAGCCACAUAAAAAUGCAACAGAGGAAGACUUGCUGGAUUGUGUUGAAAACCGUGUUCAUCAGCUGGAAGAUCUGGAAGCAGCAUUUGCGGAUUUGUGUGACACUGAUGACGAAGAAACUCUACAGAAAUGGGCUUCAUAUCCUGGAAUGAAGCCACUUGUUCAACUAGUUCACAGUUUGAAAACCAGGAUGGAAAGCCCAGACUAUGAAAUGGUCCAUCAGGCUGGUCUGACCUGUGAUUACGUGGAGCUUCCUCACCAUGUUAGCACUGAGGACGAAAUUGAAGGCCUCAUACAAUCCAUUAAAGUUCUACUCACAGAUCUGCCCAAACCCACGCUGGUGACAGUUGCUCGAUCAAGUUUGGAUGAUUACUGCCCUUCAGAGCAGGUUGACAUCAUUCAAGAGAAGGUUCUUGAUUUACUGCGUUCUGUGUAUGGCUCACUGGAUGUGCACUUAGAUUACUCAAGCACUUCAUCUUCUUCGUGACCUUUCUUUGUGUGUUGCUGUCUAUAUAGAGGAUUAAUUUAAAUUGUUCAUUAGCUGUGAUUGCAGGGUGAAGACUGCUGUUAUUUCAGCAGGUGGCACUAGAACCCAAGCUGACCAAGCUAGGGUUUGAGUUGCAUUGCUUUCUCCACUUUGGCUGCAUCUGAACUGUUACCUGUUUGGCUUUGUAAUUCUUAUUUUUACUGUCUUGUUUCUUAAAAUUGGUGCAAGAGAAACAACUUUUUGUCUAUAAAUUGAGGGGUUAUGUCCCAUUUCUUUGUGUCUGUAAAAGAAAUAAAGUACAUAAUUUCUUAAAA